AUGGACCAACCAGAGGAAACAAAUGCUGCGCACACACAAGUCGGAUGGAACUUCAUUGUGCUGAUGAGCCGCCAGGGAAAAAUUCGCUUGAGCGAAUUCUUUUCCAGUUACACAGAAAAUGAGAAAAGGCGAAUCCUUAGAGACAUUGCAGCUGAUAUAUUGCCUCGUGCUCCGAAAAUGUGUAACAUCAUUGAAAAGGGAUCUUACAAGUUUGUUUACAGACGUUAUGCUAGUCUUUACUUCGUUGUUGGUGUUCCGUUGGGAAUGAACGAACUGAUUGUACUGGAACAAAUCCACCUUUUCGUGGAAGCACUAGACGGAUAUUUCAACUCAGUUUGCGAAUUAGACCUAGUAUUUUCUUUGCAUAAGUCUCUUCUCAUUCUUUUUGAAAUGUUCAUUGGUGGCAUGUUGUGCGAGAGUAACAAACGCCAAGUGUUGAAUGCAAUUGGCGAAGCUGAAGAGCUGGUAGAGGAAAUGACCAAACCUGGCGAGGAUACUGCAAGUCAGCUUGACGACGGAUUGAGUUUCCAGGAGCAAUUUCAGCUUGGGAGAAAGCCUGGAAGACGAACGGGAGGUGGUGCUGGGAGGUAG
Cylindrotheca closterium is the source of this 591-nucleotide messenger RNA. The record is from the annotation of a GenBank genome assembly. Lineage: Eukaryota; Bacillariophyta; Bacillariophyceae; Bacillariales; Bacillariaceae.